Messenger RNA from Puccinia graminis f. sp. tritici CRL 75-36-700-3, 2561 nucleotides. RefSeq lists its product as uncharacterized. The transcript has 3 exons. Bases 107 to 2200 code for a protein of 697 amino acids. Lineage: Eukaryota; Fungi; Basidiomycota; Pucciniomycetes; Pucciniales; Pucciniaceae. The record is from RefSeq and is a predicted model, not a curated record.
CGGCUGCCGGCCUAUUUGCCAGCCAACUUGGGGGACAGCGUUUCAGGGGGAAACCUGCCGGGAACCACCAGGAACUGCCUCCGAACGAACGAAUGGAUGGAUUUAGAUGGUAGAGACUGUCUCAAGAACGAUAUGUCGGAUGCGGGCUCGAUGGCCGAGAGAGAACCAACAGCAGCAACUAUUCCAUCGGGUCAGGGGCCUCUUGAGAGCUAACCGCGCCAGCCAAGCCUCCCAGCUUUUCCUCGCCGACUUCGACCGACAGCUGCUCCGAACGAGCCCCCAGCCGGGAGACCGAUGCAAACAACAAGCCGAUGACUGGCUCUGGCGCACCGCCGUCCUCUUCCGAUCCUACAACCAGCCCGACCUGGCCCUCCGGCUCUUCACUCAGCUCAAGACCAGGCUCCCAGUGCCCAUCGAAGCCCUCGUCUCCGCCCUCCAAGCCUCGAGCGAUCUCGUCUGGAAAGCUCCCGAAGAUCGCCAUCAACCAUCCAUCCCUCUCACCCCAAACGCAUUCGACCACCUCCAUCAUUCGCAGCUCGCCCAUUCCCUGCUCGACCUCUCCAACCAUCCCCUGCUCCUCGCCCAAAAACCUUCCCCCAAGCUCGCCCUACCAGGACAUCAUCUUCAAAAAAACCACUCUCAACAACACGACCUCCUUCCGUCUUCCCCCCAGAAGAAGAACACCCGGGCCCUCGAAGUCAUCCUUGCAAAUAUCUUGAAGCUCGGUGAUAUGGACUGGAUCGUCUCCAUCUUCCGCGACUUUUAUCCAGCCUACACCGACCAACUCGGGCGAUACCUAUACCCCCCAUCACCCUCACCCUCACCCUCAUCAUCAUCAUCAUCUUCUUCUUGUUGUUCGAGAACGACAGCGAGCGAUGGCUCGUUAAGUGUUGAUGAGAUACCUUCAGGCCGAUUAGUGAAGUAUCUGGUGAGCGGAUAUAUGGCCUGUAAGGACGUACGCCGGGCCUAUUUAGUGGUUCGAUUUCACGGAAGGAUGGUAGAUCGAGUAGGGAGGGAUGAGGAAGAAGCAGACUUGACGGCGGAGGUGACGUUUCUACGACUAGUGUCACGGACGAGUGUAGGCAGUAUGGAGCGCCGGAUGGGGAUGAUUGUGAAGGUGCUUGAGCGGAUGCGGGAGGGAAUGAAAGAGCUAGACAGCUACGGCGUGGAGGGACUGAUGGAGAUGCGGUAUCGGAUGCGAGCCGGCUGGGCCUUCCGGCGUCGCCAGGAAGCCACGCUUGCCAUCCUCGCCGCCGUCCUCGACCGCGCCCUGGCCCUCUUCCUCCUCCACCGUGCCCGGCCCUCCUCCUUCCCCUCUUCCAACUCCAACGCGCUCAUCCAUGGCCCACACCAAGGCCAACAUGCGGUCUCCUCCUGGAAAUAUCGGCCCUCACCCGCCCUCUUCGGGAUCCUGCUACGCGCCCUGCGCGACCUGCUUCGCUUCCAAACUCGCCCCAUCCCUCGUCCUCCCUCGCCCUCUCUUCAUCAGCAUCAAGAUGACCAUACGCUCCCGCUCGAGGUGCCAAAAACGGCCAAGAAACGAAGACCGUCUCCUGGCCUCCAUCGCGCCCUCCUCGCCCAAAUCCUCGCCUUCGACCAUCUCAACCGAUCCAUCUGUCCUUCUCCUCCCAAGUCGAGCUCGAUCAAUGGCCGUCCAAACCAGCAAGACCCGGCGCACACUCGGGAGGAGGAAAGCCUGGACAGACUGCCCAUUCGGCUCGACCUUCUCACGCCGAAGACCGUGAUGCUCCUGGUCGAAUGUCUGUUGUUGGCUCGCGACUAUGUUGCGCUCUGGGUCCUGCUCAAUCGGCCCUCCCUUUCUACGGACAUCCGACGCCAAGCGCUCCCAUCCAUCACCAAGACUCGUCGCAUCCUCCAGCUCAAUUCGAACUCUCCCUCUCCGCUUCUUGAGAGUCAGCUGCUUCAGCAACUCGACCCCCUCCACAGCAUCAGACUCCAACUCGCUCAUUGCUUCACUCUCGACUUCAGCGCCGUCCAUCGGUCGCUGCGUUGGGAAACUGAGGAACGAUCCAUUCAUGCCAGAAUCGUCGCUGAGAUCGCCAAGUUGGACCGCCCCUUCUUGCAUUCUUUCGCCCUCUCUCAGUUCUCCUUAGAAUUUUUGAGGAAAGAGUUUGGGAAAGAGCAACUAGAUCUUCUGUCAUAUGGAAUGUCGUACGAUACCGCUGGCGCCGUCAUGUGAACCCUCCUUCUUAUUCGGGCUCGAUCCCUUCGAACCAGCGUCCUCUUCGAACCGUUGAUAGUGCACCGGAUGACAGGCCUGCAUGCUUGGAUGCGGCUCGUCCUGACAUGUGACUCUCCUCUUCCGCUCUGCGAUCCUCAUCUUCUUUCCCGUCUUUCUCAUGUGUACUUCUGAACAGCCAUCCACACACACUCUCUCUAUACCAUAUUUAUCAUGUAAUAUAUAUGUCGUCACGUUUCGGUGCUUGCAUGUAAUCCAUUUUUCUUGGGCGAACUUGAUUGGAGAAGAAUGGCGUCGUGUCAAGAGCCUUGCAAUGCAAUGCAGACCUUGUGUCUCAACUUGUGUGGCUUCCAGACUUCAA